Messenger RNA from Toxotes jaculatrix (banded archerfish), 3928 nucleotides. RefSeq names its product UDP-glucuronosyltransferase 2B13-like. The transcript is spliced from 2 exons. The coding region runs from base 1135 to 2727 and encodes 530 amino acids. Lineage: Eukaryota; Metazoa; Chordata; Actinopteri; Toxotidae. Gene Ontology annotation, molecular function: UDP-glycosyltransferase activity. The record is from RefSeq and is a predicted model, not a curated record.
GUCAUUGAUAUUGACUACAACUUACCUAUUUAGAGUUUCCUUUACAUUGCAAUGUGUAAACAUAAAGCAAAACAUGACUAAUCAUUCAAGGGAUGUACAUUUUGCACAUGAACUUUAUUUCACUGGAUAAUAAUAAUGUGAAAAUAAAGAUAAACAACAUUGUGAUAGCAAAGCAAAUGUAUUCUUUUGUAAAGGCAAUAUUUUGUGUUAUUUUAAUUUGUUUGAUAUUGAUAUUCUUGUUUUUUGCUGGGUUAGUAUGGUCAUGCUUCAGAUUGUGCUUGAAAAGAAAAAUGAAAUCUGACUAACAAAGGAUGAAUUGUUAAUUUUCACACUGGAUAAUAUAUUACAGUCAGCUUGGCUGCGAUCAGUUGAAUACUGAAAGAGUAGAUGUUUUAAUUUUGGACUGUGAUAUUGACAUUGACUGCAACUUAACUACUCAAAGUUUUCUACUACCUGCGUUGACUGCCAACUUCUGCCAAGUCUGUGUGAUUACUUUGUCUGAAGCAGAGUCAUUUCAUUUAUCAGUAUGCAUGCAUCAUUUAAAUAUUUACUUUGGAUUCUAACCAACUGAAAAUGUGACAAGUAGGCUACCCUGAGGAAAUGAGCCAAGGUACAAGUUGCAGCUGGCCUAUACUCUAUUUUGUAUAAUACAUGAAAAACCAUGUUUAAAAAACAUUAAAAAAAUAAAAAAUAAAAACUGAUGUAGAUGGUUUGCUGAUAAAUUGACAAGCCAGCAGGUUAUGCUGUUUAGCCAUUUGCAGUAGUUUUUCUAAGUAGUUUAAAUAAAAUACCAGCUUUUUUUUUUUAAUGCUGCUUUUCAGAAGAUCACACACAUAAGCAUUGUAGAUAACAUGACAAAACCUGCCAGUCACACCAUCAAAUAAUCCUGCAGUUUUCAAAGCUCUGAUUUUCCAGACAUUUAGUUUUGUCACUGAUAUUUGAUUGAGAGUUAAACACCACUGACUACCUUUAUUGCACUUUGUACAUUCUUAUCACCUGUGCCUUUAAGAAUAUGAAAUCGCAGUGCCAAAGUCCUGCUCACUCUGGACCCUGGAAGGACUAGCACAUGUUUUGCUCUCUGGCAAAGCAGAAAGACUGAAAAAGAAUUACACUGACUGCCAAUAAAGAAUAAAAAUGAAUUGGCCUUGGGUCUGGAUCACUGCCUGCUUGCUCGGUCCAGCUGUGGUUUCUGGUGGGAAAAUACUUGUUUUUCCAGUGGAUGGGAGCCACUGGGUGAACAUGAAAGUCAUUAUAGAGGAACUACACUUAAGGGGCCACCAGGUUUCUGUUGUGAGAUCAUCAAACAGCUGGUAUAUCAAGGAAAGCUCCCCGUUCUAUACUUCAGUUACUCUUGAUAUGGAUUCUGGAUUUGAUGAAGAAUUUAUAACUAUGUUUGUGGCCCAGUUGCUGCAAAUACAGAGGGAAGGGAAGUCUUUCUGGACACGUUUUAAACUGGAAAUGGAACAAGCACAAAAGGCCUCUGAGAUGAAUGAGAAAACUUGCAAAAUGCUGGAGAUGCUUUUUGAAGACAAAGAUCUGGUACAGUCACUACGGGAUGCCAAGUAUGACCUUGUCCUCACAGACCCUGCAAUACCAGGGGGUGUUAUACUAGCCCACUACCUCAGGUUGCCUCUUGUUUUCAAUGUCAGAUGGACUAGUCAUGGUGAAGGCCAUUUUUCUAUUGCACCUUCUCCUCUUUCUUAUGUUCCAAUGACAGGGACCGAGCUAUCAGAUAAAAUGAGCUUUCUUGAGAGACUUUUUAACGUCAUGAUUUUUGGCUUUACAGAGUUUCAAAUUGCACAGUUUAUUGUACCAUAUUAUGUUGGCUUGAUAAAGAAAUAUUUAGGUCCAGAUGUAGACUACUUCUCCCUGUUCCAAGCAGCAGACCUGUGGCUGAUGAGAGUGGACUUUGUGUUUGAGUUCCCUCGUCCCACCAUGCCUAAUGUUAUCUAUAUGGGAGGCUUCCAGUGUAAACCUGCAAAACCUCUGCCUCAACACCUGGAGGAUUUUGUGCAGAGCUCUGGAGAACAUGGAGUCAUCCUCAUGUCUCUGGGGACUUUGAUUGGAGAGCUUCCCCAUGACUUGGCAGAUGAGAUCGCUGCAGCUUUUGCUAAAUUACCUCAGAAAGUCAUCUGGAGGCACAAAGGUGACAGACCAACCACUCUGGGCAACAAUACUUUACUAGUCGACUGGAUGCCACAGAAUGACCUUUUAGGACACCCUAAGAUUAAACUAUUUGUGGCUCAUGGGGGAACAAAUGGAGUUCAAGAGGCAAUCUACCAUGGUGUUCCCAUACUAGGACUUCCACUGAUUUUUGAUCAACGCGAUAAUCUAGUCAGAAUUGAAGCCAGAGGAGCAGGGAAGAUAAUUGAUAUUUUCACUAUGAAUGAAGACAUCUUCUUUCAGGGUGUUCAGGAAGUCCUGAAUGAGCCCUCCUACAUCAUGAACAUGCAGAGACUCUCCCGGCUGCACAGAGAUCAGCCAAUGAAGCCACUGGACACCGCCCUCUUCUGGAUAGAGUUUGUCAUGAGACACAAAGGUGCAGCUCACCUGAGAACAGAGUCCUACAAAAUGCCCUGGUAUUCCUACCACUCCGUGGAUGUCAUGCUAAUCUUAGCAGGAGUUGUGCUGAUUAUUCUGGGCACCUUUGCAGCCUUAAUAAGGUGUUUAUGCUCUAAACUCUGUCUGAGAACAAAGGAUAAAUACGAUUUAAAAAAGUUAAAGUAGUAAUGAAACUGAAAUUUAAACCACAAAUAUGCUUCUUAUAUGAUCAUUAAAUGGGCGAAAUUAUUGGCCUAGCUAUUUGUACUGUGAUUUUGCAGGGAUAAUAUUAAUAGUUGCAAAAGUUCUAGUGUUGCUCUGAGUCAUGUAAAAAAGACAACAAAUCUAAAUAAUUCAGUAAACUAUUGUUAUUUCACAUACCCAGUACUCUGGGUAUACAAACAUUUCAUACCUUUGACAUCAAUUUUUUCUUUACAAUUUGGCGAGAACAUUAUUUUUUAGAAACAUUCUGUUCAUAGUUACACAUCCACAUUCAAUACACGUUGAACAUGUGACCAAUUAAUAUAUGAAAACUCAGAUCAGAGCCCACACAGAAAGGGCUUUGGGAGAAAAUGUACAGUACUAUUAUUGCUUGGGGGUAAUAAAAUAAAAACUUUCAAAAUAAGUCUCUUACUGUUCAUGAUCUUGUCCUUUUUAAUUGGUACAGUGUAAGGAACCUUUGCAUAUGUAAAGGCAUUUCAAAUUCACUCUUACACUGUAGCACAGUAGGUUACAUUUUUUAAUGACUACAUUCUUUCCUCCACAUUGCCACAGAGUGAAUCCACAGUAUUGAGGAUUUGUGUUCUUAUCUCGUCCGAGCCAAAUGUAGGCUUAUGUGGAUUUAAACAUAUCCAAUUUCACACACAAAGAUUAAAGUGACACACCAGGGUUGUAGUGGGCCCUUAUAUAUGCUUAAAACCUUUGCUGUAUAUAAGCCUGAAUGUGGUUAGCCCAAGCGUGCUUUUUUAUGCAACACAUCAGUAGGACACUAAGCAAACUGAUCUUUACUUAACCAGGAUGGGCUUUUCGGUGUAUUACUAGAGCGUAAUUUACCUUUAAUAUAUAGCAUUUGAGAAAACGAAGCAAUCUUUGCCUUUACAUAAAAAAGGAACAACUGGUGAGUUGCAUUAUUUGAUAGAUACUUUGGACCUGGAGAGUAAUACAGUAUCUGCAUCUUAAGAGAGCUGCCAUUGUGCUUAAGUCUCCCUAUCUCAUAGUUCCUAAAGCUGUGCCUUAAUACUUGUGAGUAGAUAUGUCUCUGAAGAUGUUUAUGGGUGAAAUUUACCAUAACAAAAAAAAAUCAAAAAAAAAAAAAAAAAAAAAAAAAACUAUUAUAGCUGAAGCAUUUGCCAAAUUACCACCAAAGGCCAUGAGUGAUAGACAAGCU